AUGGCUGUGCGAGCACAAUUUGAGAACUCCAACGAAGUCGGCGUCUUCUCGACGCUCACCAAUUCAUACGCCCUCGUCGCCAUUGGCGCUAGCGAGAACUUCUACAGUGUCUUCGAGGCCGAGCUGCAGGAUGUCAUCCCCAUCUGCAGGACCACAAUCGCCGGCACACGCAUCGUCGGCCGGUUAACAGCUGGCAACCGUAAGGGCCUCCUAGUACCCACCAGCACCACAGACCAGGAGUUGCAGCAUCUGCGGAACAGCCUACCAGACGAGAUCAAGAUCCAGAGGAUAGAGGAGCGGCUAUCAGCGCUCGGCAACGUCAUUGUCGCUAACGACCACAUCGCGCUCGUCCACCCGGACCUGGAGCGCGAGACGGAGGAGAUCAUCGCCGACGUGCUCGGCGUCGAGGUCUUCCGGCAGACGGUCGCCGACAACGUCCUGGUCGGCAGCUACAUGGCGCUGUCGAACCAGGGCGGCCUCGUGCACCCCAAGACCUCGAUACAGGACCAGGACGAGCUCUCCAGCCUGCUGCAGGUGCCGCUGGUCGCCGGCUCCGUCAACCGCGGCAGCAACGUCGUCGGCGGCGGCAUGGUCGUCAACGACUGGCUCGCCGUCACGGGCCUCGACACCACGGCCACCGAGCUCAGCGUUAUCGAGAGCGUCUUCCGUCUCGGCGAGGGCGCUGGCCCGAGCAAUAUCAACACCAACAUGAAGGACACGAUGGUGGAGUCGUUCUACUAA
This is a messenger RNA of Phaeoacremonium minimum UCRPA7, 741 nucleotides long. Its product is annotated as putative eukaryotic translation initiation factor 6 protein. Gene Ontology annotation, molecular function: ribosomal large subunit binding. Lineage: Eukaryota; Fungi; Ascomycota; Sordariomycetes; Togniniales; Togniniaceae. The coding region runs from base 1 to 741 and encodes 246 amino acids. The transcript is spliced from 3 exons. Gene Ontology annotation, cellular component: nucleolus; preribosome, large subunit precursor; cytosol. Gene Ontology annotation, biological process: cytosolic ribosome assembly; maturation of 5.8S rRNA; maturation of LSU-rRNA. The record is from RefSeq and is a predicted model, not a curated record.